This is a messenger RNA of Tarenaya hassleriana, 1060 nucleotides long. RefSeq names its product transcription factor DIVARICATA-like. The record is from RefSeq and is a predicted model, not a curated record. Lineage: Eukaryota; Viridiplantae; Streptophyta; Magnoliopsida; Brassicales; Cleomaceae. The transcript is spliced from 3 exons. The coding region runs from base 111 to 797 and encodes 228 amino acids. Gene Ontology annotation, molecular function: DNA binding.
AGGGAUUGUCAGGUGGGCGAAAAUAUAAAAAAAAAAAAUAAUGAUAAACAUAAAAAUCCUAUAAGUUUACUGAGGUCCACAGAUUUCUAGGGUUUUUUUAUUUGGUGGCUAUGGCGGCGAAUCCCUGGACGAGGGCGGAGGACAUGGUGCUCGAGGAUGCUUUAGCGACUUUCUCCGGAUCGUUGUGGGAUCGGUUGCAGAGGAUCGCUGACAUACUGCAGAGACCGCUCUCGGAUGUGUAUGAGCAUUACCGGGCCUUGGUUCGCGAUAUUUCGGAGAUCGGUUCCGGCCGAGUCAGCACGCCGAACUACUACGAUCACGACCGCGCGGAGAGUUCGGGCUCGCAGGUGGCGGCAACGGCGCCGCCGGCCAAGCGGAAGAAGAAUGAUUGGGAAGUUUGGAGUGCGUACGAACACAAAUUGUUCUUGAUCGGGCUAGAGCGAUACGGGAAAGGAGAUUGGAGGAGCAUUUCAAGGAACGUAGUGGUGACGAAAACGGCUGCGCAGGUAGCGAGCCACGCUCAGAAGUUUUUCAUUAGGCAAGAAAAGGCAGCCGAGGGGAGGAAACGACCGAGCAUUCAUGACGACAACACCGUCGACAUGGACUUGGUGGCCAAGCUCUUCCCCCAGUGGCUCGAUGCUUUUCAGACGCAGACGCAGACGCAGACGCAGACGCAGACGCAGACACAGAUUGGGCAGACGCAGACACAGAUUGGGCAGCAGCAGCUGCAAACGCGGAUUUGGCAGCCGCUGUCGCAGCUCCCAGUGCAGCAGCAGUUUAUCCAAGAGCGGGGGUAAAAUCAGGUGCAGCCAGGUGACUGUCAUGGCCAAGGGCAUCAGGACUUCUGGUUUGCGUAGCGGCUACGAAAGAUCGAGAGAAGCCUAUAAGGGUUUUUGUUGAUCGUUAUCUGUGAAUAGUGUAGGAUUAAUAGGGUUUGAUAUGAUUUGGCAGGUUGGGUCUUUUUGGAAGGAAGGUUUUAUACAGUCAUGAAAUUCUGUGACUUUUUGGAUAAAAAAAGUGGGUUUUUUUCCCUCUUUUUGAUUGAUUCAAUCUUUGAGAA